This is a messenger RNA of Populus nigra (black poplar), 2504 nucleotides long. Its product is annotated as CDK5RAP1-like protein. Gene Ontology annotation, molecular function: 4 iron, 4 sulfur cluster binding; tRNA-2-methylthio-N(6)-dimethylallyladenosine(37) synthase activity. Gene Ontology annotation, biological process: tRNA modification; negative regulation of cyclin-dependent protein serine/threonine kinase activity. Bases 98 to 1969 code for a protein of 623 amino acids. The record is from RefSeq and is a predicted model, not a curated record. The transcript has 3 exons. Gene Ontology annotation, cellular component: cytosol; mitochondrion. Lineage: Eukaryota; Viridiplantae; Streptophyta; Magnoliopsida; Malpighiales; Salicaceae.
UGGGGAAAUACAGAGAGACAAGACGACAGGAAUCCCUAUCUAGCUCCUGUUCAGCGCUGCUGCUACAGACUCCUCUCUUCUUGGCUCUGAUUCUCUCAUGGCGUCUUCUCUCGCAUCAACUCUUUCAACGAUCCAAAGGCGAUGCUGCUGUUUAACCCUCAGGUCUCUCUCUUCAAAGAAACCACGCCCUUCUUAUUAUCAUUGCUAUCGACAUUUCAAUAAAGGACCACUCAAAAAGAGGAACUUCUCCCUCACUCUAUCAAGAAACUUCUCUCAGCCUCACCUUUCUAAGAACACUCAAGGUCCUGGCCUUCACCACUUUGUUGCUCAAGCUGCUUCCUCAGCUUCCGCCCCCGUCUCCGCUUCUGUCUCUCAAACACAGCCCCAAUUUGUGCCAGCUAUAGAAGUCCCACCAGAUAUUGAAAUUCUACCAAGAGGCCGUAUUUAUCAUGAGACUUAUGGGUGUCAAAUGAAUGUAAAUGACAUGGAGAUUGUUCUAUCUAUCAUGAAGAAUGCUGGAUAUAGUGAAAUUGUGGAUGUUCCUGAAAGUGCAGAGAUCAUAUUUAUUAAUACAUGUGCUAUAAGGGACAAUGCAGAGCAAAAGGUCUGGCAGAGACUUAAUUACUUUUGGUUUCUAAAGAGACACUGGAAGAGCAAUGUUGCCAUUGGCAGGUCACAGUCGCAUCAUCCACCAAAGGUUGUUGUGUUGGGUUGCAUGGCUGAGAGGUUAAAGGAUAAGAUAUUAGAUGCAGAUAAGAUGGUUGAUGUGGUUUGUGGACCUGAUGCUUAUAGAGAUUUGCCACGAUUACUGGAAGAGGUCGAAUAUGGUCAGAAAGGGAUCAAUACCCUUCUCUCACUUGAAGAGACUUAUGCAGAUAUUAGUCCUGUGAGGAUCUCUAAAAAUUCUAUUAAUGCUUUUGUGUCAGUGAUGAGGGGUUGCAAUAAUAUGUGCUCGUUUUGCAUUGUUCCUUUUACUAGAGGUAGAGAGCGAUCACGUCCUGUUGAAUCAAUAGUGAAGGAGGUGGCAGAACUCUGGAAAGAAGGUGUGAAAGAGGUAACUCUUCUUGGCCAGAAUGUAAACAGCUAUAAUGAUGCAUCUGAGAUUGAAAAGGAAGUUGAACCUGGAACAAAUUGGAAGUAUAGUGAUGGUUUCUCCAGCACAUGCAAGGUGAAAAGGGUAGGUUUACGUUUUUCAGAUCUCUUGGAUAGGCUUUCCACUGAAUUUCCUGAAAUGCGGUUCAGAUACACAUCACCGCACCCUAAAGAUUUCCCAGAUGACUUAUUGUAUGUAAUGCGGAACAGACAUAAUAUCUGCAAAUCUAUCCAUUUACCUGCUCAAACUGGGAGUAGCACAGUUCUCGAAAGAAUGCGUAGGGGAUAUACUAGAGAGGCAUACUUAGAUCUUGUGCAGAAAAUCAGGAGAAUUAUUCCAGAUGUAGGGAUAACCAGCGACUUCAUAUGUGGUUUCUGUGGAGAAACUGAAGAGGAACACCAAGACACACUAAGUCUUGUAAAGGCUGUUGGUUAUGAUAUGGCAUAUAUGUUUGCAUAUAGCAUGAGGGAAAAAACCCAUGCCCAUAGGAACUAUGUUGAUGAUGUCCCUGAUGAGGUCAAGCAGAGGAGGCUUGCAGAACUCAUUGAGGCUUUCCGUGAGAGUACAGGUCAGUGUUUUGACUCCCAGAUUGGAUCUGUCCAACUUGUUUUAGUGGAAGGGCCCAACAAGAGAGCUCCAGACACAGAACUUAUUGGCAAGAGUGAUAGGGGCCAUAGAGUUUUAUUUACCAAUCUGCCACUGCCAAAUCGAAAUGAGGAUGGAAGUCAGGCGCGGAACCCCAUGGUUGGUGAUUAUGUGGAAGUUCUUAUAUUGAAAUCGACACGUGCUUCACUCUUUGGAGAUGCGCUUGCUAUUACCACAUUGAGUUCAUUUUACAGCAAUCUUGACCAAAAAGCUGUUGCCUGUGCAAGCUAAUGCUGAACAGCACUAGCUGCCUGGAAUGGCAUGCAUUUCCAUUUUUCAGUUAAAUUAUCAUUAGAUCAUUCAAAUGUAUUCUUUCUUAGCAUUGGUGGAGCUGUUUCUUGCUAGGAGAUUCAGAAUUUUGCAUGCUAGCAGCCAGAACCUGCUGCCAAUCUUGAACACUGAAGUAGCCUAGAGGUGCAAGGUGCCAGUGCUUAAGCUUUGGUGGAAGCAUUGAGGUUAAUAUUUGCAAAGCGUUCAACGCAAUCAAGUCUUGCUUGAAUAAUGCUACGCAACACGGAGUACCCAGUUCGUAUCAAAUGGAAAACUUCAGCCUGUUAGAUUGCAGGAUCCACAUGCGGAGCCCACAAAUUGGACGGUUGUUUUUCAUUUGAUGUAUUUCCCUUCGUGCUGCUUCGUUUUUCAUGAUAAACGCACCUUCCCUCAUUGCCUAUAUAGGGUCCAAGUCUUUUGUAAAUGUAAAGGUAUCGAUCGAGACAUUGAAAUAAUUUUUUGUAGGGGCUCCAUUGAAGUAAGUUUUCCCAUGUUA